This is a messenger RNA of Aspergillus campestris IBT 28561, 1494 nucleotides long. RefSeq names its product Metallo-dependent hydrolase. NCBI's taxonomy places the organism in Eukaryota, Fungi, Ascomycota, Eurotiomycetes, Eurotiales, Aspergillaceae. Gene Ontology annotation, molecular function: hydrolase activity, acting on carbon-nitrogen (but not peptide) bonds. The record is from RefSeq and is a predicted model, not a curated record. The coding region runs from base 1 to 1494 and encodes 497 amino acids. The transcript has 4 exons.
AUGGAAUCAACUAUCCUACAUAAUGCGACCAUCCUCGUUCCAUCCGGCAACCCGGAUGAUUCCGUAGUUGCCCUCCAUCAGCAUUCCCUGCUCAUCGAAGGGAACAAGAUCGCGCAGAUUUCCCCUCAGAUCUCCCCAUCAUCGGAACAGACGCGAGUUAUUGACUGUACGGGCAAAAUUGUCUCGCCAGGGUUUAUCGACACUCACCACCAUAUGUGGCAGACGCAGCUCAAGGGUCGCCAUGCAAACCACACUCUCCUGGAAUACAUGCCAUCGGGAAACCUCCAACAGUCUAAUUUCACCCCGGAAGAUAUGUUCUGGGGCGAGCUGGGAGGCUGUCUGGAGGCCCUGGACGCCGGAACCACGACAGUCGUCGACCACGCUCAUCUGAACGUCUCCCCGGCUCAUACAUGGAACGCAGUCGAGGCAACUGUCUCGUCCGGUAUCCGGUCUGUGUUUUGCUAUACGCCCACGCUCAAACUCAAAACGUGGAAGCCUGACAUGAUUCCGGAUUUCAACAUCCUGAACGAGUGGGUUUUGCGCCAGCUCGACGAGCUCGGUGCCGCACUCCCUAUUGGCGAAUGCCGAGUGCAGCUUGGACUGGGCUUUGACGGGCUGAUGCUUCCCCGAGAAGUGGUGAUAGCAUUGUUUACUCAGGCUCGCAAGGCGGGAGCGAAGGUUAUUACAUCGCAUUAUGUUCGGGGAUAUUUUGGUCCCGGAUCCCAUGUCGACCUCCUUGAGGACUACGGUCUCCUCGGACCCGAUAUCCUCAUUUCACACGCCACCAACCCUACCCCUACAGACAUUGAGAAGCUCCAAAAGGCACGAUCCUGGAUCUCCUCAACCCCGGACACGGAACUGCAGAUGGGACACGGGAAGCCGGUCUGCUUCCAGGCGGGAUGCAAGGAUAUCAGUUCCCUUGGCAUCGACUGCCACAGCAACAAUUCCAGCGACAUGAUGACGCAGAUGCGUCUUGCGCUGCAGAGCGAGCGAUCCUAUCGCCACGAGGAGCUCAUUGCGCAGGGGAAGUCCUCCCGAUCUCUAGACAUAACCGUACAGGAUGCUUUCAGACUGGCCACUAUCCAGGGUGCUCGUGCCAUCCAUAUGGAAGAGCAGCUGGGCUCGAUCGAAGUCGGAAAGCUGGCGGAUUUGGUUAUCUUCGAUGCCAGAAGUCCAGGUCUGAUCUGUGCGGCCGAGGAGGAUCCCGUCGCUGCUAUAGUGCUUCAUUCAUCCGUUCGAGAUAUUGAAACUGUCAUCGUUGACGGGCGCAUCCGCAAGGAAGAUGGAAAACUGGCCCCUGUCGAGAUCGACCCGUCUUUUCCAGGGGUGACUAUCCCGAAACAGAGGGUUGGCUGGGGGGAUGUGGCCAAAGAGUUAUUGUCUAGUCGGGACCGGGUGCUCAGUGCGAUCGCAAAAGCAGAAGCCGACGACUUCGACCACCAGGUUUCAGCUGCUAUCAAGCUGUUUCACGCAGACCCGAACAAGUUCGUCUGA